Benincasa hispida (wax gourd) is the source of this 1355-nucleotide messenger RNA. Its product is annotated as E3 ubiquitin-protein ligase UPL1-like. The record is from RefSeq and is a predicted model, not a curated record. Lineage: Eukaryota; Viridiplantae; Streptophyta; Magnoliopsida; Cucurbitales; Cucurbitaceae.
UUCUGGUUUAUCUAUUACUAGAUAUGAUCAAAUCUGAGGCUGAAGGUUUUGUGGGUGGAGUUGCAACAAUCAAUUCUCAAAGGCUCUAUGGUUGUCAGUCAAAUGUUGUUUAUGGUCGAUCACAGUUGUUGGAUGGUCUUCCUCCCUUGGUGUUGCGUCGUGUUCUUGAGAAUUUAACUUAUUUGGCUACAAAUCAUUCUGCUGUUGCCAAUAUGUUAUUCUACUUCGAUUUGGAGACUGUCCCUGAGGAUUUGAGUUCUACAUACAUGGAAACUAAGAAGGGCAAGGAAAAAGUUGUGGAAGGGCUUCCAUCAAGUAAUUUAAAAACCUGUCAAGCUGGAAAUGUUCCUUUGGUUCUAUUCCUGAAGCUUUUGAAUCGACCACUUUUCUUGCGUAGUGUUGUGCAUCUUGAACAGGUCAUGAGCCUCCUUCAAGUAGUUGUUUAUACUGCAUCAUCAAAAUUGGAGCAUCAGUCCCGAUCUGAACAGGGAACAGGAAAUUCCCCUAUGUUGCCUGUUGAUGAAGCUGGUAGUGCGGUUUCAAAGGAUCCUGCUUUGCCGGAAGGAGAAUCAAAGCAAGAAAAUAGUGAUGCUGCUAGGUCAACUUCAGGUGGAAAAAGGAGAAAUGACGUACAUAAUAUCUUUUUGCAACUGCCGCAGUCUGUUUUGUGCAAUUUAUGUGCACUUCUCGGCCACGAGGGGUAUUCAUCUUCCAAUCUAAUGUCUUUUGAGUUGUUUGCUUUAUCCUGUUGGCUUAUGAUGAUAACUAAUUAGUUAUUGGUUCAGGUAAUGUAAUAUCAUAUAUGAUGAUGAAUUGAGUGAUUUUUACCCAAUGGAUGAUUUGUUAACUAAAUUUAUUUAUAGUUACUGGACAUAUAUAUGUAGUUAAGAGUGUGUUCUUAACACAGCCCAAGCUGAUAUCUGCAUAUAGAUUUGUUAUUUUGGUGUAUGUUUGAGUCUGAUCCUUUGGAAGAGACAUGGAAGCCAUUGUCGUCAUUCGCGUGUCUCCGCCACAUGCGCCGCCAGGUUCAUUCUACCCUAUACUUUUAAUGGUGUUGUUUGUGUGUUUUUUAAGUGUUUGGAAAGGAGAUGGAUUUAUUGCAAUAGCAAGGGAUUCACGUAAAAAUUGUUCCUGGUAAGUGCAUUUUUGAAUGCUUGCAGUUUUAAGAAUAGUUUCUAAGUGUUUUCAAGUGACUCUAAUGAUAUGGAAAUUCCUAUUUGAGAAGUUAUAGUGUGCUUAUUUCUCUUUGGACCAUAUUGGAAUAGAAUGUAACACCCGUAUAUGACUCAUGGGUACUAUUUAUUUGUAGUUUAGAUUUGAUUCAAGGUGCUUGAGUUUGUGGGUUCCACUAAUGU